Zootermopsis nevadensis is the source of this 3172-nucleotide messenger RNA. The record is from RefSeq and is a predicted model, not a curated record. Lineage: Eukaryota; Metazoa; Arthropoda; Insecta; Blattodea; Termopsidae.
UUUCGUCAUUGUGGAAAUAGCUGAGCUGUGAUACGCUUGUAGGAGAAGUGUGUUCUAGACCAGAUGCUUUUGUGCUUUUAAAAGUCUUUCACAAUAACUAUCUCUCCUUUUUAUUUUGCCCGUGGACAUCGAGGUCUCUUCCCCUUGAAGAAAGAGUGAGUGACGGUGCAUAUGAAAUGUUCCGAGACUAGUUGAUACCUGAGUAUCCCGUAUUAGCACACAGACGCAUGAGAGCUUGUUUACAUGUCGGCAUGCUGUAAAUUUGUUUUACAACUGAUAACAGCUACCAGAAAACAGCUUCAAGGAUGUAAUUAACCAGUGGCGCCACCGUCUUCACGCACAGCGACUGGUCCAAUUCAGUUCGUUGUAAUGCUUGUUUCGAGGCGAAGGCAGGUCUGUGUGUUCGCUGCUAUAGUCUUGUCCGCCACCGCGUUCUGGACCAGUUUCUUCCUACCGUCUGCGCCACGAGGAUGGGUGCGUGAAUUCGAGGUACAUGGAUCUCCCGAUUUCUACGGCCUACUGCUAGAAAGAUCUACGGCAAAUUGCUCCAGCGAAAAUUCCCUCAAGAUGGAUAUGCCAGCCUCUGACCGCAAAAUGCUACUAGACAUUGAUGACUUCAGGUUCCACAUGAACCAGCCAUCAUGCCAAGGGACACCAGUAAUGGUGACUCUAGUGCAUUCAGCCCCCAAAAACAGGGAUAAGCGAGUGCUGAUUCGCAACACGUGGGGAUCCAUCAUUCAGGGGUCUCUACUCUUUUUGCUAGGGGAAGUCGACUCCCCACUGCUACAGGUGUCCUUGGAGUCUGAGAAUGACAGGUAUCAUGACCUCCUGCAAGGUAACUUCAGAGACGCGUACCGCAACAUGACAUACAAGCACGUAAUGGGAUUCAAGUGGGUCCUACAUUCCUGUCCUGGGGUGCGCUACGUGCUCAAAUCAGACGAUGACACUUUUGUUAACACUCCGGUGUUGAUAAGGGCAUUGACGCAGGGACGACCGCGUUGUGGGAUGAAGAAAUUGAUCAUGUGUCGGGUUUGGAGCGGCGUGCCAGUCAAGAGGAUUGGAGAUAAAUGGACGGUGACGCGAGAAGAGUUUCAUGAUGAUAUAUACCCAGACUACUGUUCGGGCACGGCCAUUCUGUAUUCCCAGGACAUGGUAUACGCGCUGUACAAGAAAGCCCAGCGAACCCGAUAUUUCUGGGUGGAUGACGUGCACGUGACUGGAACACUGGCUAAAAAUUUGAACCUGACACACCAACCAGUUGUUCCUGUAACACUCGGCAUAAAGGUAAUGGUAAAUAACACGAUCAGGUGCGACUAUCGACAAGUGAAGGGAGCGCCACCCUGGAUUCAGUCGUUCCUCUUCAGCAGACACAAUCUGUCAAACAUUGACAUGGGACUACUCUGGUGGUACGUGAAGAAAUGUGCUUCCAUCAUAACCGAGUGAUCUGGAGGAGCUCGUGCAGUGGCGGAUGAAAGUGCCGAAGGUAGAAACGUAUUUGUGAAAGAAAGUGCCAAAGAUUUGAUGGUAGUUACGGACAAGGAUUCCCAAGAUUGUAGCAUAACUGUUGUGGGAAGAGUUUAAGAACGGCCCAUAACCUUCGAUGAAAACGCCAAAGAAACAAUGUUCCAAACAUUGGCUCACGGCUGUGGAAUAAUGGAUCAGGUAUUGGAAGAGCCAAUGGUAAAGAUUAUUACGUAAUUUUACAUCACCAAACUGGUGAUUCGGGGCCAAAACUGUAUAUUUCCUUAGAGUUACCAAUUUUAAUACAAUCUGUCGCUCAAAGAGAAAACAAAAUGACAAUCUCACUGCUCACGAGUCAGAAUAUUCAAUUAUUUUCUACGCCACGGAGGCGAGAGACAUCUUUUGACAGGGGUGUUCACUGGCGCAGAUAAAGAAUGAAUAUUGAAAGAGACAAUUAGAUACAAAGUGCUCAUAUCACAAAAUUCUUACAUUCUCGUUCUUUUAAUUUUUCUUAAAUCAGAUUGCAGAAGAAGUGAGGUUAUGUGUAAUAGAAAUGAAAUGUUCUGAAGGCAAAAAUGUCAGGUCUGUUUCAAAGUCAUGCCGGAUUAAAGCGCAAAUUUUUGAAUGAGAUGAAGAUAGUUCUAAUACUGAAACUGAUAAAUUUAACUAACCUUAACUUAUUAACGGCGACAGAAUUGAGCUUUAAUCGACAGCUAGUAGAGAACACAAUACAUAUCAAAUAAUUUCAUAGAAUUAAUAUAUUUAUGAACAGUUCCAUGUUAUUAUUAUUCGAAACAAUAUUGUGACACGCUAAAGGAAUUCUGCCAACAUCACAAACUACGUAACGUAACACGUGAUACGAAGUUAUGAAUUCGAGAAUAUUUAAAACAUUAUUUGGUAAUAACGAUAAAAAAAUAAAAGUAAUAUUAGUGAUAAAAUUAGGAAAGGAAAACAUUUGGAAAAUUAGUUCUGCUCUGAAACUGAUUUUGUUUCCCGAAACACCAAAGUUGUAGAUAAACACAAACAAAACGAUACAUUUUGCAUUUAUUUAUGUUGUUGUGAAAUGAAAUCUUUUACAUGAGGAAAGCACAUUGUGUUAACCUGCUCAUGUUAUUAUAUGGACUUAACAAGGGUAAAGUAACGCAACACACUUAGAAAAGACUUGCACAAAAUUCUCACAGCGGCUUCUUGAAGACCAAUACAAAAAAUGGGAGUUCAACAUUUAUAUGGAUGGUAGGGAAGUUGUUUGCGACAGAAUUAGCUCAGGACUGAAUCUAAUAAAGGCUUUGAUAUUAGCAGCUUUUUAACCUUCAAAUUCCGGUACUGGAGAGUUAGUUUAGUUAAUUAAAUGUGUACAGCGCAACUCAGAACGAGUACUAUGAGACAGAAAUUCUUACAUUCUUAUUAUUGAUACUUAAUUAUGUAUAAUGAAUAUCAGCCAUGUCACAUGGUUGAAUGGAGAGAAAACCAAUGUUUUGAAGGUACUUAAGUUCAGUACCCUGAGGACGAGGAUGGUUUUCGAAACCUUGGCAUCUUCUCCAUUCAGCCUGAGAAUAAUUCAUUUUACUUAGUUGUGUGAUGAAAGCUUAUUUUCAACCUACAAUAUUAGAAGAAUAAAAGUUACUAGAAUUUUGAAAAGACAUCCUGUGUGUUACGUUCGUGCUAUAAAUCUAUAUGUAUUUACAAUUAUAAUAAAAUCUUAUCCAGGACA